AUGGCUUGCGUACGCUCCUUCGCACGUCUAGCGACCAGGCGGACAGCUGUCCGACCUGCAGUUUUCGCCCGCGGCUUUGCCUCUGUCACCGACGUCCACGCACGCGACCCCAUCUCCAAGGUUGGCGAGAAGAUUGUCCCUGACGCAGCACGGAAGCCUGUCUCGGAGAAGGAGACUUCGACAAUCAAGGAGCCAGAGCCUACCAAGGAUGCGAAGACCAAAACUUUCCACAUCUACCGCUGGAACCCAGAUGAGCCAUCAUCCAAGCCAAAGAUGCAGUCAUAUACCCUUGAUCUAAACAAGACGGGGCCCAUGAUGUUGGAUGCGCUCAUUAGAAUUAAGAACGAAGUCGACCCAACCUUGACCUUCAGGCGGAGUUGUCGUGAGGGAAUUUGCGGAAGUUGCGCCAUGAACAUUGAUGGUGUCAACACCCUCGCAUGCCUUUGCCGUAUCCCCACAGACACAACCAAGGAAUCUCGCAUCUACCCGCUACCCCACAUGUACGUCGUCAAGGACCUCGUGCCUGACAUGACGCUCUUCUACAAACAAUACCGCUCCGUCAAGCCCUACCUCCAGCGCACUACGCCCGCUCCCGACGGCCGCGAAUACCGUCAAACCAAGGAAGACCGCAAGAAGCUCGACGGCCUCUAUGAAUGCAUUCUCUGCGCCUGCUGCUCAACAUCCUGCCCAUCAUACUGGUGGAACCAAGAAGAAUACCUCGGCCCUGCCGUCCUCCUCCAAUCAUACCGCUGGAUCGCUGACUCGCGAGACGAGCGCAAGGCCGAGCGCCAGGAUGCCCUCAACAACAGCAUGAGCUUGUACCGCUGCCACACCAUCUUGAACUGCUCGAGGACUUGCCCCAAGGGCCUCAAUCCUGCUUUGGCUAUUGCUGAGAUCAAGAAGAGCAUGGCUUUUGCUUAG
Plenodomus lingam JN3 is the source of this 921-nucleotide messenger RNA. RefSeq names its product succinate dehydrogenase complex, subunit B (gene SDH2). Lineage: Eukaryota; Fungi; Ascomycota; Dothideomycetes; Pleosporales; Leptosphaeriaceae. Gene Ontology annotation, biological process: tricarboxylic acid cycle; respiratory electron transport chain; aerobic respiration. The record is from RefSeq and is a predicted model, not a curated record. Gene Ontology annotation, cellular component: mitochondrial membrane. Gene Ontology annotation, molecular function: 2 iron, 2 sulfur cluster binding; electron transfer activity.